Moneuplotes crassus is the source of this 1580-nucleotide messenger RNA. The record is from the annotation of a GenBank genome assembly. Lineage: Eukaryota; Ciliophora; Spirotrichea; Euplotida; Euplotidae.
UUAAAAUGAACAUUUUCAAGCAGCUGAAGUGCGACAUGCUCCGCUGUCAGAGUCCAGUGAAGUACUACGUGGUCUACUCCAGCGAGUACAUCUGCGGAGAGUGCAAAGAGAUCACCUACUCAGACCAUGAAGUCAAACCCCUUGCUGUUCCACAUGAAAUCAACUGUUCUUUGCAGAUAGUUGAAUGCAACAUAGAGACAAUAGAAUUGCUACUUGUACAUAAGCCCACCCUCCAGUAUAAGUGGGAACACUUGAUGGAAUCUUUCAAAGACUUCAAGGUCAGAGUUACCGAGUUAAGAGAAGCCUUCCAAAAUCUCAUUACCAAAAAGUUUUGGUCAAAAAUGGAAGACAUCAAACCUCAGAUCGAGCAACUCAAACAAGAAUGGAAGCAAAGCCAGAUACUUACUGAAAUGCUUCUGUUUAAGAACUCUGAAAGCAUCAGACUUAGAGUCAAAGGAAUUGAUGAGCAAGACUCAGUUCUAAACCAGAACAUUCGCCUCAAGGUAACUUUGGAUAAAGUCAGAAGAGAGAGACUCCAGGUUGAAACAGAUCUCAACACCAAGAUCGAAAGACUAUCCAAGCAUAAUUCUGAAAUUGACAGUCAAAGGGAUCAACUACAAGAAGAAUUGGACUCCACUAAGCACAGAGCUGAACAACUGGAAACACAGACAGAAGAAAAGCAAGCUCGGAUUGAAGAUAUGAAGACCAAUUAUGCUGCUUUGAAGACAAACUACGAAGACUUGAAAACUGAGAUUUCAAAUAAAAUUGAUGGGCUUGAUGAAUCUCAAUCUCAAGCAAACAAAAACAUUCAGAAAUCAUACAAAAGGCUCGAAGAGCAGGGUUCGGAAUUUCAUCAAAUUGUUUGUGAAAAUCUUGAAAAUAUGGGCAAGGAUCUUGACUGGAUCAAGGUCACUCAAACCACGAACCAAAAAGAGAGUUUAGACAAAUUAGAAGAAAUUUCUGAAGAUAAUAAUAAUCCUAAAAGCUCAAAAGAAUCCAAAAGAAUAAAACAAAAAUUAGACUACAUAAAAGAGGCAAUAACAGAAGGAAAUUCUCACUUAACCAGAAUGCUUACUAAAACGUAUGUUCAGACUUACCCUUCCCUCAAAGAAUCCCCAGACCCCGUGUCCAUCGAAUUCUUAGAACGAAUAGUUUGUCGGAAUCAUAUUGUGCUUGACCUUAGUUUGGAUGUGUACAGGAAAGUGGUCAAGGUGCUGGACAAAAGAUUUGUUUCCCAUUGAAAGGAGAUAACAUUGAAUGGUCUUGAUGGAAUUGAAGUUGAUGCUCUGACCAACUUUCUACAAAACUGCAUCCCAGAUCGACUCAAAGGACUCACACUCUGUGGGAGCGAUGACUAUCCUCCAAUAACUCCUUUCCUUGAUUCCAUUUUAAACCUUAAGAAAAAAAUUAGUGAGGAAAUAAACUUUUGUUUCUUCACUAUGACACACAAAGAGAAAGAGCUAAUUGAUGAAGCCUUUGAAGAAAUUACAGUAGAAGACGACCGUAAUCAAAGAUUGAUUAUGUUUAGAUGUGUCAUUUGUUGAUGAGGAUGAGAACUCAAUAGAAUUAUCUUAAGGUAA